This is a messenger RNA of Solanum tuberosum (potato), 2643 nucleotides long. Its product is annotated as G-type lectin S-receptor-like serine/threonine-protein kinase At5g35370. The coding region runs from base 1 to 2643 and encodes 880 amino acids. Gene Ontology annotation, molecular function: protein serine/threonine kinase activity; ATP binding. Gene Ontology annotation, biological process: protein phosphorylation. The transcript has a single exon. NCBI's taxonomy places the organism in Eukaryota, Viridiplantae, Streptophyta, Magnoliopsida, Solanales, Solanaceae. The record is from RefSeq and is a predicted model, not a curated record.
AUGGGAUCAUCUUUUUUGUUAUUCAUUGUUACCCUUUUGUUAUCUUGUUUUCUUGUACACUCUGGACCUCUUUCUCUUCAACCAUUAACUCCAAAUUUCACUGCUUCAAAUUUCAAGUUCAUUGAUACUUCUGGAUCAUUCUUGUCAUCACCAAAUGGAACUUUUAAAGCAGCAAUAACAAACACAAAAUCUCAAGAAAGAUCCUAUUACUUUGUCAUUGUUCACUCGGAAUCACAUGUAGUUGUUUGGUCAGCAAAUCGCGAUAUGCCUGUAUCUGAUUCAGGUGAGUUGCACCUUUCUGUCGAUGGCCUUGCUCUUUUUGAUGAUUCAGGUCACACCGUUUGGUCUGCGAAGCGUAGUAGUACUAGUAGUUCUGUUACUUCAAUGCAGCUUCUUGAAUCAGGAAACUUGGUGUUGGUUGAUGCUUUUAAUAAUACUGUGUGGGAAAGUUUUGAUUCCCCGACAGAUACAAUCGUUGUAGGCCAACGAUUGCCUGUUGGGAAAUCGUUGGUUAGUUCAGUGAACGAAGAUGAAAUUGCUAAAGGCGAUUAUAAACUUGUGGUUGUAGAGAAUGAUGCAAUGUUACAAUGGAAUGGAAUGACUUAUUGGAAGUUAAGUAUGGAACCUAAGGCUUUUACUGAUGCAUAUACUCUGGUGGAGUAUAUGAUGAUCAGUAGCAACGGGUUGUUCCUUGUAGGGGCGAAUGGGACGGAGAGAGUGAUUCAGGUUAUUUUGGAUGAGGUGAAAGAUCCUGACUUUAGGAUUGCGAAAUUGGAAGAGAAUGGACAUUUCGGUGUCAAACGAUUCAGUAACGGAAAUUGGAUGUCUGAAUUUGAUAGUCCUAUUGAUAGUUGUCGUGUUGCUUUCACUUGCAAGAAGCUUGGAGUUUGUGAUGAGGGGAGCUGUUCUUGCCCACCGGGAUUUCGUGUUAGUUCUGAGGUGAAUGGUAGUUGUGCUCCAGUUGAUAGAAAUCUGGUAAUGCCAGUUUCUUGUAAUGCAUCUUUGAAUAUGAAUGUAACUGAAUUGGGAAAUCGUGUUUCGUACUUGAGGCUAGAGAAUGGUAUGGACUAUUUUGCUAAUGAUUUUAUCGAACCUGUGAAGCGUGGUGUUAAUGUAUCUGCUUGUCAAGAUCUUUGUUCUAAGAAUUGUUCUUGCUUGAGUGUUUUUCAUGAUCAGUCGUCGGGGUCAUGUUAUAUGAUUGAAAAUUUUCUUGGUUCGAUUUUGAGGGGCUCGGAUUCUGGUAACGGAAGAGGUAGAUUGGGAUACGUUAAGGUCAUUUCUGAACCGUCAUCAUUUGAUCCAAAUGACAACUCAAGUGACAAGAGGUCAAGAUUACCCGUUGUUGCUUUGGUUUUACUUCCUUCUUCUGGGCUUUUCCUGAUCAUUGUGAUGAUGGCUGGGAUUAUGUGGUUGAUGAGAAGAAAAAGAUUGAUGCAGAUUUCAGGGAAAGAGUUUGGACGGACGGAUUCUUCUUUGUUUGCUGAGCUUGAUAACAUUUCCAUACUGGGGUUGCCUGUGAAAUUUGAUCAUGAGGAGAUUCGGGUAGCUACGGAGUGUUUUAGAAAUCAAAUUGGUACUGGUGGAUUUGGAACAGUAUAUAAAGGUACACUUUCUGAUGGAGCUGUUGUUGCUGUCAAGAAGAUGAAUGCUCUCGGGGCUCACGGAAAUAGGGAGUUUUGCACUGAGAUCGCGAUUAUUGGGAGAGUUCACCAUGUUAAUUUGGUCAGUUUGAAAGGAUUUUGUGCACAUAGGGGAGAAAGGUUUCUGGUGUAUGAAUAUAUGAAUCGAGGCUCAUUGGAUCGAACCCUUUUUGGACUUGGACCUGCCUUAGAUUGGCAUACCAGAUAUGAAAUCGCGCUUGGAACAGCACGUGGGCUUGCUUACCUGCAUGGUGGUUGUGAGCAGAAGAUCAUACAUUGUGAUGUGAAGCCAGAGAACAUACUCCUCCAUGACAACCUGCAAGUAAAAAUAUCAGAUUUCGGGCUUUCCAAGCUUCUUAAUUCUGAGCAGUCUAGUUGGUUUACCACGAUGAGAGGAACUCGAGGCUACUUAGCUCCUGAAUGGCUGACUAGCUCAGCCAUAACGGAGAAAUCAGAUGUCUACAGCUACGGAAUGGUGCUACUAGAAAUAGUACGAGGGAAGAAGAACUCCUCGUUCCAACCACCAAAUGACACUACUUCUCAAAGCGAAAGUAGUGAAAGGAACAGGCUUUCUCCAUCGUCUCUUGCCUCAGCAAAUCAGCCAAUCUACUUCCCAUUAUUCGCGUUGGAAAUGCAUGAACAGAAAAAGUACCUGGAGCUAGUGGAUCCUCGUGUUCUGGGGAGUGUCAAAAGUGAGGAAGUCGAGAAGCUAGUACGUGUGGCUUUGUGUUGUUUGCAUGAAGAGCCAACUCUGAGACCAACAAUGGCCAAUGUUGUUGGCAUGUUAGAAGGUGUGUUGCCUUUGGCUACGCCACAGGUUCAAUCACUCAAUUUUCUACGAUUUUAUGGUCGUAGAUUCACUGAAGCAUCAACUAUCGAUGGGGAUCAAGAGGUUAAUGUGUUUGAGUUACAUCAACAAAGCAGGAACCGUAGCAGUACUACUAGUAGCUCUUACAAUUCCUUCUCUUAUAUGUCUUCACAGCAAGUCUCAGGUCCAAGAUAG